Messenger RNA from Panthera uncia (snow leopard), 5589 nucleotides. It is a transcript of the gene ANKRD29, whose product is annotated as ankyrin repeat domain 29. The record is from RefSeq and is a predicted model, not a curated record. Bases 2291 to 3046 code for a protein of 251 amino acids. Gene Ontology annotation, cellular component: membrane; synapse; axon initial segment. The transcript is spliced from 8 exons. Lineage: Eukaryota; Metazoa; Chordata; Mammalia; Carnivora; Felidae. Gene Ontology annotation, biological process: neuronal action potential; RNA processing; negative regulation of delayed rectifier potassium channel activity. Gene Ontology annotation, molecular function: RNA nuclease activity; RNA binding; transmembrane transporter binding.
GGGGGGGGGGGGGGAGGAGCGGCUGUGAUGUUAGCAAGUUAGGUAGUGAAUGUGGGUGCUGCACUGGUUCCUGCAAGUGGUUGUGUUUUUGCUGGAAGGAAGGGGAAAGAAAUGGUUCCUUCCAGCUCCUUUGUUCCUGGAGAAGUCUCCCCAGUGAUCCCUGCUCCUCCAGCAUACCUCUGAGACUAGUAAACAAAUCUCCCUCCCAUAUACCCGAGUCAUGUUUCAAACUGCUGCUUCUGUGCUCUAUCUCCAUGGGCUGUUUGUGGUGCUGUCUCUUAAAGAGUGAGGAUUUCAGUUUCCUCUCACCCUCCAGCCUCUCCCAGAGCUGAGCCACUGAUUUUUAAAAUUCCAAGAUUUAAGUCCUAAAAUUCAGUCCCCCUAGUUUUCAAAGCCAAAUAUUAUGAGGACUCAUCUUCCACAUGCAGGUUCCCCGGUGGAAUAGUCUGUUUCUCUCCCUUCUCCACAGCUCUCUCCCUACCCCAACCCCCCACUUCCUGCAUACAGCAGUGGUCCAUUAACUCCCCACCACAUCUCUACCUUUCCUACCCUCUUCAGUGUGGGCUCUUCUCUACCUUUAGUUAUGGAAUUAGUUCUUCCAAUCUUUGGGUUAUUUUCUGAGUUAUUUAACACUGAUGUGAGUGUUAUCUAUUGUAACUCCCACUGUGUAUCUAUUGAUACUCCCAUUGUAUCUAUGGGACAAGGUGACCAUAGGGUCCUCCUACUUCACUAUCUUCCCAGCAAUCAUCCACAUUGUUUUUGUUUUGUUUUAUUUUAAUUUGAGAGAGAAAGUGUGCAAGCGGGGGAGAGGAGCAGAAGGAGAGAGAGAGAGAGAGAGAGAGAGAGAGACUGAGAAUCUUAAGCAGGCUCUGUGCUCAGCAUGGAGCCUGACGAGAGGCUCAAUCCCACAACCCUGGGAUCAUGACCUGAGCUUAAAUCAAGAGUCAGACACUCAUCCAAUGAACCACCCAGGCAACCCCAGAUUGGUUUUAAAUCAAGGAUUCUUCUAUCUGCGACCUAAAUAAAAAUUGUUUACAUUCAGGAGGAAGUUAGUAAUACCCACUUCUACAUACCACUCUCGUCCUGGAAAAUACAGAGAAAGGUGUUCAACUCAAUAAUGGAUGGUACAGCCCACAUGAAUGUCUAACAUCAAAUACUAAAUACAGCCACAUGAAGGUAGAAAAAAUAUAGAGUACUUCCAUGAGGCCAUUAGCUUUUUUUUUAAAUCUACCUGUACUUUUCAUCCCUAGCAAAUAAGACUUUCCCAAAAUUAGUAUUGUCAUUCACAGAAAUCAACAAAAGCCAGAUGAUAACCUAACAUUUACUGAAGUAUCAUAAUGUUUCAAUAUCUAACACUUACUGAAGUCAUAUCUAACAUUACAGUGCUGAGCAUGUUGCCUGCAUUAUCUCAUUUACCUAUUUAAUGUCACCCAGAAGAGGCUUUUAUUAUUCCCUAUUUUACAGAUGAGGAGGAUGAGCCUUGGAAAGGUUCCAUAAGUAGCCCAAGGUCAUAGUGUCAGUGACCAUUCAAUUCUACUGCCUUCCUACAAAAUCCUACUGAUGAAAUGAAAAUGAGGCUUGUAAGAGUCACUUAUUACCUAUACCUAGCAAGCCUUCCUUCUGUGCAGAACCAUCUGUCUCUCUCUUGUCUACCCCCAAAAGGCAGGUUGCUGCAGAUGCAGAGGUGGUGGUUAAGAUCACCAUUCCAAACCCUCCAAAAUGACUGUAAAUUAAACUACAAGCCCCAAGAAUUAUAAGCAACUUGCCCCCAGGUUACACUGUUGGUUGAGGACAGAGGCAGACUUGAACCCCAGGGCUCCUCCUGACUGAUUGCUGUGGUCUCCCAUUUCCCUGAGGUGCCUUUUAUCUUUACCUGAAUCAGUUUUGAGAUAAAGACGUCUAAACUCAGAAAGCCAAGUGGUACCACUUAACCCAUCUUUUACAUUAAUAGUCUUUUGGCUCAGGAAUCAUUUAAUAGAAAUUAUAAAAUGAGACCAUUACAUCCCUACUGCCUUAAAAUGCAGUAAUUAUGGUUCAGUUGGACUGCACUUCUGAAGGUAAUGGAAUUAAGUGAAUUUUUAAAUCGAAAAUUCCACCCUCAGCAAUGUGUCGCUUUGCUUUUUCCCGUCUAGUCUGCAUGAGAUGCUUUUAUUACUGUGAAAUUUUGCACUUGGACAUGUCCCGAGUGGAGCUGCCUUCUCUGCAGCCUCUUCUCCCGGACCCUGUGUGACAUAUGAUGGCCUAACCGUUCAUCUGUCUGUCCUCUGUCUAGCAUGGCACCACGCUCCUCAUGGUGGCCUCCUAUGCAGGCCACAUAGACUGUGUGAGGGAACUGGUUCUGCAAGGAGCAGACAUCAAUCUCCAGAGAGAGUCAGGUACAACUGCCCUGUUCUUUGCUGCCCAGCAAGGACAUAAUGAUGUCGUGAGAUUUCUCUUUGAAUUUGGAGCAUCUACUGAAUGUAGGACCAAAGAUGGGGGCACUGCCCUGUUGGCCGCCAGUCAGUAUGGGCACAUGCAGGUGGUUGAGACCCUGCUGAAGCACGGAGCCAAUAUCCACGACCAACUUUACGAUGGAGCCACUGCACUCUUCCUAGCUGCCCAGGGUGGUUACUUGGAUGUUAUUCGAUUACUGUUGUCUUCAGGAGCAAAAGUCAACCAGCCAAGGCAGGACGGGACGGCGCCGCUGUGGAUCGCAUCGCAGAUGGGCCAUAGCGAGGUGGUGAGGGUGAUGCUGCUGCGCGGAGCCGACCGGGACGCCGCCCGCAACGAUGGUACCACAGCAUUGCUAAAAGCAGCCAACAAAGGGUAUAACGAUGUUAUAAAGGAGUUGUUAAAAUUCUCACCCACCCUUGGCAUUCUGAAGAAUGGGACAUCGGCCCUCCACGCGGCAGUGCUCAGUGGGAAUAUUAAAACAGUUGCACUGCUCCUGGAAGCCGGAGCAGACCCAGCCCUGAGAAACAAGGCCAAUGAACUUCCGGCAGAACUAACCAAAAAUGAACGUAUCCUGCGUCUCCUCCGAAGUAAAGAAGGACACAGGAAGAGCUAACUUAGUUCCAUAUUUGACUGAAAGAUAGAAACCCUAAUCACAUUGUCCGAAAAGAAGUCGCUUUUCAAAUAGUGUUGGAAAUUCCAUUAAGAAAGGAAAUGCUCAGAAUGCCCGCCCUGGGUCCCUGACCAAGGAGAGCUGGGCUCUGUGCCCUGAGUCAAGAACAGAAAGGCUCAGGGACCCCUUGCCCUCACUUAUGUGGGCUUCUCACACUGGCCUGCGCCCCCACUGCUGUGGGGCCUGGCAGAUUCGUGGAUUCCACAGAAACUCGUUUUACACUACACUAAGUUGGGUCUCUCAGUUAAACUCUAAGACUUAAACCCUUGACAAGGUUUAAGCAAGAUGACAAAAGCCUUUAAAAUACUGAAAGUCUGAUAUUCAGUGAAUCAAAGCACUUUUACUUUUGCAUUAAAUGUCAGUGUGCAAAAAGAUACAGCUCCCUCAUGUUUUACACAUACAUGUAUGUCAUGCCAGCGUAAAAUGUUUUCUUCUCCCCAAAGGUCGUAGCCACGUUUAUUCUGAAUCAAUGAAGUGUAAAUUCACAUUAAAAAGCCACUUCUGACAUUCCACCAUGUGAUUUUCAAAGGUGGACUGUUGAACUAUAAAAAAGACAAAUUGUUGAUUUGUGAGUUGAUCCUCGUCUUAUUCCAAACACGUAAAAAAUCAUUUUUACCAAGAAUCAAUAUUGAGGUACGGUGGGAAGCAAGUGGCAAUUUGGGAAACGCAGAAAAUUACAAGCCAUGGGAAAUUGAGGCUUGUCUCUUUGAACUUUUAUUUUGGUUCUCUCGUUGGGAAUCCGCUUCCCAUGCCAUAACUAAGUAGACUUCCUAUGCUGUGCAGUCCUGAGCUCCCAGCACCACAUUGCUUGACACAAUGACUUUGAGGUCCUUGGAUGAAAUGUGAUAUAUGCAAGUACAAUACGUUGCUAUUAUAUUGUAGGAGUAUAAGUAAUAAAAGACUGUUAUUAGUAUUUAAUAGGUGUUCAUCUAUGCAUGUUCUUGAGCUGAUUGAUUCCAAGAAAGAGACCUGAGUUUUAUUGACUUAUUCCUUGGAGGGGAAUCAAAAUUUAUGUACAGUGCACUUUAUAAUCAAUGGUGUCUAAAUGCCUCAGUCAGUGCCUAAUUGCACACGCUAAAAUUAAACCGUCUUUCCAUAAUAAACCAUCUUUACCAUAAUAAACACUGAUGGUAUUUCUGGUAUUUAAAUACAUCUUUAGUUUUCUUUUCAUUUUCUGCUCUGAUUUCCAGGCAAUGUUCUGGAUUUUAAAGACAUGUUAACGUGGAAGAAAAUGUAAUCCCCACCGUUUUUUUUAACCAACUUGCGGUGGUCCUGAAAGCAUUAUCCUUAAGCCAGUAAGUGAUCAAAUAUAAUUUUUAAAAUUAGAAGAUACUCUCUUAAGGUUUGUUAUGAUUGAUAAAAUAACCAAUCAACAGAAAUCAGCUUAUUUUAAUCAAUAUCACAAACAAAGGCUGUAAUGAGUCACCCACAGAGUCCCCAGGGAUGCCUAUAGCCUGACUAGCUAUGCAACAAGUCAACAAUCUAAUUUCGGGAUAAAAAUUUACAAAGAUCUGUCUGUAUUGCUAAAACACCCAGAUAUAAACCCUUUAGUAACUAUAAAGCAGUGCCAAUUUCCUCACUGACUUUCUUUUACUUAGCAAAGUACUAAGUACAAAUGCACACUUUCCCCCAUGGGAAUUUCAUAAAGCUAUGUUCAUUUUGAAGAGGAAAAUAGUGUGGCCUUAAAUGCUUUAUAUUUUUCCCCUUUUGUUAGCCCUUGGGCCAAAACUGAUUGCUGAUCACUGACAUAAAUCAAAACAGUAUUGUGGGUACUGAUAACAAAGUUCCGAAAGACAAAAUGGGAUGAAAUCAUGACCUUCAUGUUUUCACUAAGAUAUGUUGUCCUUGGCCUAUGUGUUACAUUGUUUUAAGUGGAUAAUGUUCUUGAUCAACAUUAGAGCUAUAAGAAUGAAUCCAGUAGCUUUAACAAUAUUUAAUGGAUUAAAUAUUUAACAAUAUUUAAUCUCUUGCUAUAGGUAAGAGAUCUCUAGCCUAGAAGGAUCAGGUUUGGUCUGGAUGAGAUUAUGACAUUAUCCAUAACAGGGAAGAUGAUUGUAUUAACCAUGCACCAAAAACUAAAGUCUGUUAUUUGAAGUAAAAUUGCAUUUAUUUUGCACACAGGUAGAUGGUUCUUUUUUUUUUUUUUGAUGAUGAUUCUUAUUUUAUGUUCAUCUAAUUCACAGUUCAAUGAGCUCUGCAUCCUAAGACAGAACUAGCAAUUCCUAUGCAAAUCAUUUGUUAAGUGAGCCACAAAAGUGUUCAUUACCUCCAUUUGUUUGAUGACAUAUUCCAUGUUAUAAUUCAAAAUAAACUUAAUGUACUACCCAGCUUACCUUUGCUGCUCUUUCUUGUUUGUUUUUAAUCAGAAGUUGUUUCUAUGUGGUUUUUAAUAGCAUGGAAUUUUAGAGUGAGUGACUCAGUUUGUUGAUAAAUAUAUCGAUAUUUGAAAUCCUGAGUUGAUCUGUAAGCUUUACGAUUUCAUUAUU